Molecule: messenger RNA, 5066 nt
Organism: Apus apus (common swift)
Lineage: Eukaryota; Metazoa; Chordata; Aves; Apodiformes; Apodidae
Gene: GRM8
Product: glutamate metabotropic receptor 8
Exons: 11
Coding region: 574-2907 (777 amino acids)
Biological process (GO): G protein-coupled glutamate receptor signaling pathway; regulation of synaptic transmission, glutamatergic
Cellular component (GO): membrane
Molecular function (GO): group III metabotropic glutamate receptor activity
Source: RefSeq, a predicted model, not a curated record
UUUUUUUGGUUUUGUGGUUGUUGGGUUGGCUUGUGUUUGUUUGUUUGUUUGUUUAUUUUGGCCAGAGGAGGAGGAAUAAGGAAGGAGACAGUGGAGCAGGUUCAUCUUGGCUAAUGGCGAGUGUUACGCUGCACUACUAAAAUCGCUCUCCUGGAUACCUGUCCCAGGCUGAGCUCACGCAUAUUAAGCUGACGUUACCGGGGGAAGCUAUUUGAGACGAGGGUUGUACAGAAAUUACCUCAUGCUAUUCCUGAUCGGCGCCGAGUAUUAAUUCCCGUGACCUCUACAGUAAUAAGGAUAUGCAACUCUUUUCGAUCAAGGUAUUUGCGUAUGUAAGUACCUCAGCUUCAGGGCAAAACACAAAGACGUAAGCUAUUGACCUCCUCUUAGCAUCAGGACCAGAGAUACUAUCCUACACUUCACCAUCAAUUAAAAGCAAUUGAAAAUGACCUCUUGGAAAAGCCGAUCAACCCAUGACAUCAGUGAACGUCUUUUGUAAAACACGUUUUAUGUACUUCUGCUGAGAUCCUUUUUCUUCCUGCCACAUGGUUCUAUAUUACUUACUGGGCACUGAUGGUAGCCUCCAGAAAGUGCAGCUUCAAAAGGUCAACCUCAUCCUUUAGCAAGAAGAAAAUCUGGAUACUGGAUAGCAACAAAGUCUUCAGAGAAAAUGGUAUACGAAGGAAAAUGAUACCUCAAAUCAGCUAUGCAUCUACAGCUCCAGAGCUGAGCGAUAACACCAGAUACGACUUCUUCUCUCGAGUGGUCCCACCAGACUCCUACCAAGCACAGGCCAUGGUUGACAUUGUGACAGCCCUUGGGUGGAACUAUGUGUCCACGCUGGCUUCCGAGGGCAACUAUGGAGAGAGCGGUGUGGAGGCAUUCACCCAGAUCUCCCGAGAAAUUGGAGGUGUUUGCAUUGCUCAGUCACUCAAAAUCCCUCGGGAACCGAGACCAGGAGAAUUUGAAAAGAUCAUCAAGCGCUUGUUGGAAACUCCAAAUGCUCGAGCAGUGAUCAUGUUUGCAAAUGAGGAUGAUAUUAGGAGAAUACUGGAAGCAGCCAAAAAAGCUAAUCAGUCGGGACAUUUCCUUUGGAUUGGCUCAGAUAGUUGGGGGUCAAAAAUUUCACCAGUUCAGCAGCAAGAGGAGAUUGCGGAAGGAGCAGUAACUAUUCUGCCUAAAAGAACAUCAAUAGAUGGAUUUGAUAGAUAUUUUCGGAGCCGAACGCUUGCUAACAAUCGAAGAAAUGUAUGGUUUGCAGAAUUUUGGGAAGAGAACUUUGGAUGCAAGUUAGGAUCACAUGGAAAAAGAAAUAGCAAUAUCAAGAAAUGCACAGGUUUAGAAAGAAUUGCAAGAGAUUCAGCCUAUGAGCAAGAAGGAAAAGUUCAGUUUGUAAUUGAUGCAGUAUAUUCCAUGGCCUAUGCACUACACAACAUGCAUAAAGAUCUCUGUCCUGGAUAUAUUGGUCUAUGCCCACGGAUGAGCACAAUAGAUGGUAAAGAACUACUGAGCUAUAUCCGGGCAGUAAACUUCAACGGGAGUGCUGGAACACCUGUUGUCUUCAAUGAAAAUGGAGAUGCUCCUGGACGCUAUGAUAUUUUUCAGUAUCAAAUCACCAACAAGAGUACAGAAUACAAAGUAAUUGGUCAGUGGACUAACCAACUUCAUCUAAAUGUAGAAGACAUGCAGUGGGCUAAUAGACAACAUACUCAUCCAACAUCUGUCUGCAGCCUGCCCUGUAAAGCUGGGGAAAGAAAGAAAACGGUGAAGGGAGUGCCCUGCUGCUGGCACUGUGAACGCUGUGAGGGGUACCAUUACCAGGUGGAUGAAUUCAACUGUGAACUGUGCCCCAUUAAUAAGAGACCAAAUGCCAACCGUACGGAUUGCCAGCUUAUCCCUAUAAUCAAACUGGAGUGGCAUUCUCCUUGGGCCAUUGUGCCCGUCUUCAUAGCUAUUCUUGGUAUAAUUGCCACCACCUUUGUGAUUGUGACAUUUGUGCGGUACAAUGACACCCCGAUUGUCAGGGCCUCUGGACGGGAGCUCAGUUACGUGCUUUUGACUGGGAUUUUUCUCUGUUACUCCAUUACUUUUUUAAUGAUUGCGAGUCCUGAUACAGUCGUCUGCUCAUUUCGGAGGAUCUUUCUAGGACUUGGCAUGUGUUUCAGCUAUGCUGCCUUGCUUACCAAAACAAACAGGAUUCACAGAAUAUUUGAACAAGGUAAAAAAUCUGUCACAGCUCCCAAAUUUAUUAGUCCAGCUUCCCAGCUGGUGAUCACUUUCAGCCUCAUAUCCUUGCAGCUUAUUGGAGUCUUCAUCUGGUUUGCUAUUGAUCCACCACAUACCAUCGUAGACUAUGGAGAGCAGAGGACACUUGAACCAGAAAAUGCCAGGGGAGUUCUCAAAUGUGACAUUUCAGAUCUUUCUCUCAUUUGUUCCCUUGGAUACAGUAUUCUCUUGAUGGUCACAUGCACUGUUUAUGCUAUAAAAACAAGAGGGGUUCCAGAGACCUUCAAUGAAGCAAAACCCAUUGGAUUUACUAUGUAUACAACCUGCAUAAUCUGGUUAGCUUUUAUUCCAAUAUUUUUUGGUACGGCCCAAUCAGCAGAGAAGAUGUACAUCCAGACAACAACACUUACUGUCUCCAUGAGUUUAAGUGCUUCUGUGUCUCUGGGCAUGCUCUACAUGCCCAAGGUUUAUAUUAUAAUUUUUCAUCCAGAGCAGAAUGUUCAAAAACGGAAGCGGAGCUUCAAGGCUGUAGUGACAGCUGCCACAAUGCAAAGCAAACUGACCCAAAAAGGAAAUGACAGACCAAAUGGCGAGGUCAAAACUGAACUCUGUGAAAGUCUUGAAACGAACACCUCCUCUACAAAAACAACUUAUGUCAGUUACAGCAAUCAGGCAAACUGAGCAGGGAUGACAUUCACUGGAAGACCUGCAGGAUGGGAUCUUGCAAUCACAGGCAUUAUUUCCACCAGAAUUCAGUCUUGGAAAUAUCAGUAGACUACAUUCAAAUCAAUAGUCAGUCUCCUAAAGGACAAGGAUUAAACAAGAGGCAAAAGGCAAAAAUAGACAGGGGAAGGAAAAUUCUGAUUUUAAAAUACAGAGGCAGUGUCAAGCUUCUGAACUGUUCACUCACAAAAGGAAGUAAAUCACAAAAGGAAAACAAAUGUUAGCUUGUGGAAAAAAAAAACAACCAAACCUGUUGAAAUAAAUCAUGUCUGAUGUUAUAUUUGUAAGUACUUUUUUGUGAUUGUGAUGAUUUCCUUUCCUGUCCUACAUUGUUCAACUAGUAAAAGAAGGUGAAUUUGUUUCUUGUGACGGCUGACUGAAUUAAGUCCUGGGUUAUGCUAAAAUAAAUGCAAUGGUCAACGCAUGCUAAUUUUUAUACAAAGCAAUUUAUUUCUAAUAAUAAAGGAAUGUUUUGCAAAUGUUGAGACUUGUUUUGUUGCAGUUUUGAGGAAAAAGUCCUUACACUGUUGUCUAUGUUUAGAAUGUGCAGUAAAGGUGGGUGUACAAAUAAAAUAAUAAUCAUGGCAUCAGAAGAAUGCAGUGUAAACUCUAAGCAUGUGUGUGUGUGUGUGUGCGCACGUGUGCGUGUAUGUAAGUGCAUGCCUGCAUGCAUGUGUGUAUGUGUAUUCUGCAGUGUGCGAAUAUAUUUGUUUAAAGCUUUGUGAUUAUAUUUCCUAAUGGAAGGAUUUUUUCCCCCUUCUCACCCUCAAAGUAAGUGCAUUUUAUAUGUUUGUAAAGUGAAGGAGUCCUGAUGGUAAUUAUUUUGUAUGAUUGUAUUAUAUUUUUGAACCUCCACUAAUAUUUUUGUUCCUUUUCAUUUCUGGAACUUACAGUUUGUAAGACUUUAUGACAGCUAGACUGGAUUAAGGUGAAAGUCUAUUCAGCCUAGUAUCCUGUCUUUGACAGGGGAAUGUAGCAGAUGCUUAUCUCAAUAAAGGUGACUUUGAAAUAACAGAAGAGAAAUCAAUGGAGAAUUUGGAAAGCAGUAACCUGGUGGCUGUAUGUGCUAUUGCCUUAUUAACACUUAAAAAUCAAAGCAACAGGUGCCCAUCUACAACUUUCACAUCUUCUAACUCCCAUGUCAAAUUAUUGUUUGUGCAUUAGAAAUAAUUAUGCGAAGAGAAACUCAUCUAGAUAUCUACCAUGUGAUUAAAGCCCUCCAAAGAAAUUUUAAAAAGACAGUUAGGGACUUUGUUUUGUUAAUAUACCUGCAAUGUUCUUUAAGACUUUUUCACUCCACACACUAUUUACCUUUCUUCAAGUCAAAUGGUCUUCACAAUCAGUUUGUUAUUAAAUGUUAUUUCUCCUGAAUUAGCCUGGAUGGCUCCUUGUGCUUUUUUUUGGUAAAGGAGCUAUAUUUUUGUAACAUCUUAAAGUAGCUGUGCUGGGUCCUAAAUUGCAUGAAUGAAAGUUGAAGUAUCUGAAAUGAAUCUCUUUUAGAAUAUCAACAUUUAGACUCCAGCACAGUCAGCAAACUCCAUGACAGUGAACCUCUAGUUUCAAAAUAUUUGACAAAACAUAUUUUUCCCCAGGCUUUUAAUGACUGAAGGGGAUUCUUUUACCAAUUAUUGCUUUGGCAUAAUGUGGUAUUGUGUGUUUGGUAUGUGUGAUAGAUUGUGUGAAAAGUCCUUUUUUGACCACUUUACAAGCAGAUCAAUCCCAAACCUAUAAACCAAUAUAUGCUUAAUUUUAAGCAUAUGAGUAAUGCACCUAGUGCAAUGAGACCUAAAGGAAAAAAUUAUUAAAACUCUUUCAGUUCUGUUUUACUAGGUAAUAUUUCACAAAAAUGUACGCUUUUGUGAAAAUUGGUUGAUUAUAUCAAUGUUUUAACAAGACAGAUUUCCACAUUUGGAGUGUAUUUCCUAAGAGAGAAAGGGAGAGACUCUCUUUUAUCUAAAAAACAAUGUUUUGGCACAAUUUCUUUUCAAGAAACCUUGGAAGAGUUUCAUUUUCAAUCCACAACAAAAAAAGUUUCAAAUAUUUUUCUCUGUAAUAUCUCCACAUAAUAGCAUAAGCAUAACAUAUGCAUUUGAAAAAGCAGUACAUAGGAAUUGUCU